Molecule: messenger RNA, 1047 nt
Organism: Exophiala oligosperma
Lineage: Eukaryota; Fungi; Ascomycota; Eurotiomycetes; Chaetothyriales; Herpotrichiellaceae
Exons: 3
Coding region: 222-497 (91 amino acids)
Source: RefSeq, a predicted model, not a curated record
CUAAUUGCCAUUGACUAUUUUAUUACUCUCAGACUCUUGUGUUCUCGCCUGCGACUUUCCCUCCUCCUCCUCCUCAUCAUCAUCCCAUCACCAUCGCAUCCAUCCCCAUCUCAUUUCUCGUCUACACAGGGCACACGUUCGCCUUUGUACACUCGCUUCACCUCACCGUCUUCCAAUCGUUCGCCUACCACCGUUUUCCAUCCCGAGAGUAAAAUUCCACCAUGUCGAACCAAGGAUAUUACCAGCAAGGUCCUCCCCAGGGCGGCUACUACCCUCAGCAGCCACAGCAAGCCUACGGACAAUACCCUCAGCAAGGAUACGGACCACCACCCCAGGGAAUGUACCAACAACAACAGCCUCAACAAGUCGUUGUCCGUGAGAAGAAGGACCGCGGAUGUCUGGGUGCAUGUCUUGCCGCCCUUUGCUGCUGUUUCGUCUGCGAAGAAGGAUGUGAAUGCUGCGCCGACUGCUGCGAAUGCUUCGCCGACUGCUGUUAAACAAAGAGCGCUAGGCGAUCGACACAGGUUGUCAUUGAUGCGCGAAGGAGGUCAAAGAAAAUGAGAACUUAUGCUAUUACGGAGUUGGAGCUCUAGAAGAUCCAUCUCUCAUGACAGACACACAAGGGGGGCUUGUACACAAUUGUUACCAAACAUACCGACAUCAGUUGACCUGGGCAGUGGUGUCUGGGCUGGACGCAGGGAGAGAGAGGUACAUUCAAAGGCCAUAACUCCCGGCAUUUUUAUUGAUUUUGGCGGUGUGAGAUCGGGCGGAAGAGAUUGCUACCAUGGCUUUCCCUUGUGUACGGCAUCACAAAAGGUGCGAUAUCCAAGGUAGCAGUGUCUUCAAUGCGGAAAUCCAGGUGUUUUUUUCUUCUCCUUGUUGUUUUUGCGAACCAAUAUCGUUUCUGCUUGUUUUUUGGUAUUUCAACUAGGUAAAUAAAGCUAGGCCAAUUCAUUCAACACAGGCCGCUCCGUCCUCAGCACGGCGUCUACCAAGGUUGAAGAGCGACCUUUUUGAAAGAGGUUUCCUUUCUGGCCGUAAUCUACC